UAAAAUACCACCAAAUAAACUCUCGGACAAAAGAAAAAGAAAAGAGAAGAAUUAUUUAUAUAUUUUUUGUUUAACGUGUUCCUGAGUUUUCCUUUGAUCUUGUAAUUGUAAUUGUAAUCUGUCUUACCAAAAAUUGAAUUAUUAUUAUUUUCUCACCAUCGCUGGGUGCUUAUCACUGCUUGAUUCUGGCCAGCUCUUGAUAUUUACGGGCAAUAUAUUCCAGGAUAGAAGGAAGGAUGUGGUAGCAUUGUCUUAGAUAUAUCUAUAUCAAAAUAUGGCAGGACUAGAGGAAUUGAAAAAGAAACUGGUACCACUUUUCGAUGCAGAGAAGGGCUUUUCUUCAGGAUCAACAUUGGAUCCUUCUGAUUCUUAUAUGCUGUCAGAUGGCGGGACUGUUAAUUUGCUUAGUCGAUCCUAUGGAGUAUACAACUUUAAUGAGCUUGGAUUGCAAAAGUGCACAUCUAGAUCGGUGAAGGAUGUGGACGACUCAGAAAGGACUUAUCAGUGUGCUUCACAUGAAAUGAGGAUAUUUGGAGCGAUAGGUAGCGGUGCAAGCAGUGUAGUUCAAAGAGCAAUUCAUAUUCCUACCCAUAGAAUUAUUGCAUUAAAGAAGAUAAACAUCUUUGAAAAGGAGAAAAGGCAACAGCUUCUUACUGAGAUAAGAACGUUGUGUGAGGCACCUUGUUAUCAAGGUCUGGUGGAAUUUUAUGGAGCGUUUUACACUCCUGAUUCAGGGCAAAUAAGCAUUGCUCUAGAGUAUAUGGAUGGGGGGUCACUAGCUGAUGUAAUAAAACGACAGAAAUGUAUACCCGAAGCAGUCCUUUCUUUGAUGGUUCAAAAACUGUUGCAAGGACUAAGCUACUUGCAUGGAAGUAGAUACUUGGUCCACAGAGACAUAAAGCCUGCAAAUUUGCUAGUAAAUCUCAAGGGAGAACCAAAAAUAACGGAUUUCGGGAUAAGUGCUGGUUUAGAGAACUCUAUGGCAAUGUGUGCUACGUUUGUUGGAACUGUAACAUACAUGUCACCUGAACGAAUCCGAAAUGAAAGUUACUCAUAUCCGGCUGAUAUUUGGAGCCUUGGUCUUGCUCUUUUUGAGUGUGGUACGGGUGAAUUUCCAUAUACAGCAAAUGAAGGACCUGUAAAUCUUAUGUUACAGAUCCUAGAUGACCCAUCUCCAUCACCACCAAAAGACACUUUUUCUCCAGAGUUCUGCUCAUUCAUUGAUGCUUGUCUACAGAAAGAUGCUGAGGCAAGACCAACAGCAGAGCAGCUUCUUUCGCAUCCAUUUAUCACAAAGUAUGAGGAUGCCACAGUGGACUUGGCGGCAUUUGUUCGUAGCAUUUUUGAUCCAACCCAAAGAAUGAAAGAUUUGGCAGAUAUGCUAGCUGUACAUUACUAUUUACUAUUUGAUGGGUCCGAUGAACUUUGGCAGUAUGCGGAGAGCUUCUAUAAUGAAGACUCAACUUUCAGCUUCUCAGGGAAAGAAUCUGUUGGGCCUAAGGAUAUUUUCACAACUCUAUCGAACAUUCGGUGUACAUUAGCUGGUGAAUGGCCUUCUGAAAAGCUUGUGCACGUUGUUGAGAAGCUUCAAUGCAGAGCUCAUGGCAAAGAUGGAGUUGCAAUCCGUGUGUCGGGAUCAUUCAUUGUCGGAAACCAGUUCCUUAUAUGUGGAGACGGUAUACAGGCAGAAGAUGUACCUGAUUUUAAAGAUCUUAAUAUCGACAUACCUAGUAAACGAAUGGGAACGUUUCAAGAGCAAUUUAUAAUGGAAGCUGGGAAUGUCAUUGGCCGUUACUCCAUUGCCAAACAAGAGCUUUACAUCAUACAAUAGAUUAUUCCGUAGUUUAAUGGAUUCAAGCUAAUAGGUUUUCUACAUGCGUUGGAGUUUUGGUUCGUUCUUGUCUGAACCUAUGUAUUUUGGUUCGUUCUUGUGCCUAUGACUCGCUCCACGAUGAAAGGAUUGCUCCAUAUUGUUGUAACAUUAACUAUAUAUUUGUAAAGCUUGUAUGUCAUUUAGUUACGACAACGCUUUGCAACCCCUAGUAAUAUGGUGGUUAUUUAUGGAACUAAACCCAUAUGGAAAUGUUUGAAAUUAA
This is a messenger RNA of Erigeron canadensis, 2096 nucleotides long. RefSeq names its product mitogen-activated protein kinase kinase 3. Gene Ontology annotation, molecular function: ATP binding; MAP kinase kinase activity. Lineage: Eukaryota; Viridiplantae; Streptophyta; Magnoliopsida; Asterales; Asteraceae. The record is from RefSeq and is a predicted model, not a curated record. The coding region runs from base 275 to 1831 and encodes 518 amino acids. The transcript is spliced from 11 exons. Gene Ontology annotation, biological process: MAPK cascade; protein phosphorylation.